This is a messenger RNA of Equus quagga, 318 nucleotides long. It is a transcript of the gene TAL2, whose product is annotated as TAL bHLH transcription factor 2. Gene Ontology annotation, biological process: regulation of transcription by RNA polymerase II. The record is from RefSeq and is a predicted model, not a curated record. The transcript has a single exon. The coding region runs from base 1 to 318 and encodes 105 amino acids. NCBI's taxonomy places the organism in Eukaryota, Metazoa, Chordata, Mammalia, Perissodactyla, Equidae. Gene Ontology annotation, molecular function: DNA-binding transcription factor activity, RNA polymerase II-specific; RNA polymerase II cis-regulatory region sequence-specific DNA binding; protein dimerization activity.
AUGACCAGGAAGAUCUUCACAAACACCAGGGAGCGGUGCAGGCAGCAGAAUGUCAACAGUGCCUUUGCCAAGUUGAGGAAGCUCAUCCCCACUCACCCUCCAGACAAAAAGCUGAGCAAAAAUGAAACACUUCGCCUGGCGAUGAGGUAUAUCAACUUCUUGGUCAAGGUCUUGCGAGAGCAAAGCCUGCAGCCAACGGCCGUGGCCGCUCAGGGAAACAUUCUGGGACUCUUCCACCAAGGACCCCACCUGCCAGACAGGACGCUUCUCAGUGACUACCAGGUUCCUUUACCUGGCCCAAGCCACCACAUUCCGUAG